Molecule: messenger RNA, 1572 nt
Organism: Diachasma alloeum
Lineage: Eukaryota; Metazoa; Arthropoda; Insecta; Hymenoptera; Braconidae
Product: xanthine dehydrogenase-like
Exons: 4
Molecular function (GO): molybdopterin cofactor binding; iron ion binding; oxidoreductase activity
Source: RefSeq, a predicted model, not a curated record
GACGACAUCGCCAUUGUCAACAUGGCAUUAAACGUGAUUUUUAAGACUGAAACCGAUGAAAUCACUGAAGCCCACUUGGCAUACGGUGGAAUGGCCCCAACGACGAGGCUCGCAGUGAAAACUUGCGAGCAAAUGUUGGGAAAACGAUGGAACUCAGAUAUGCUGGAAUCGACCUACCGAUCAUUAAUCGAGGAAUUCCCAUUGGAAGACUCUGCACCCGGAGGAAUGAUCCUCUACCGAAGGUCCCUGACGCUCAGUCUCUUCUUCAAGGGGUUCAUUCACAUUACGAAGCAGUUACAGCGCGAUGUCCCUGGACUUGCGCCAAUCCCGAAGGAAUUAUCCUCAGUGGAUGGAACAUAUCGUUGCAAAUCCUUCAAAAGUUCGCAGUACUACCAGAUUGCCCCUGACCGCUCAGACCCGAAGGAUUUGAUCGGACGACCGAUCGUCCACACCAGUGCCUUCAAGCAAACCACUGGAGAAGCAUUGUACUGCGACGACAUUCCGAGGAUCGACGGAGAGCUAUACUUGGCUCUAGUUCUGUCCACAAGGCCCCACGCAAAAAUCGUCCGCGUUGACGCCUCCAAAGCUCUGGCACUCGAGGGCGUCAUUAGAUUCUUCUGCGCUGAAAAUAUUCCGGAAGACAGAAAAUGGGUUGGACCCAUUGUGAAGGACGAAGAGGUCUUCGCCACGAAAGUAACGAGUCAGGGUCAACCGAUUGGUGCAAUAAUCGCUGUAAACCAAGUGACAGCCCAAAAAGCGUCGCGACUAGUGGAGGUUCACUACGAAGACCUAACGCCUGUGAUCAUAAGCAUUGAGGAUGCCAUAGCGUCGAAAUCCUUCAUCGCCCCGUCCCCCAUGAGGAUCCAGAAUGGAGAUAUAAAUCAAGCCCUUGCGGAAUCCGAUCACAUUCUCGACGGGGAGUUCAGAAUAGGCGGCCAGGAGCACUUUUACCUCGAGACUCAGUCGGUUCUGGCUGUCCCCAAGGAGAUCGACGAUCUCGAAAUCACCUGCAGCACGCAAGACCCAAGUCAACUCCAGAGAUUGACUGCCCAGGUCCUCGGAGUCCCGUUGAACCGAGUGAAUAUCCGAGUGAAACGUAUGGGAGGUGGCUUUGGGGGCAAGGAGACCAAGGGGAAAUUGAUUGCGAUACCAGCGGCUCUUGCAGCCCACGAACUCCAGAGGCCCGUUCGUUGCAUGCUCGAUCGAGACGAGGACAUGAUGAUCACCGGGGGAAGGAAUCCCUUCCUGUGUAAAUACAAGGUCGGCUUCACCAAGGGGGGCCUCGUGAAAGGGCUGAAGGUCGAGUUUUUCAUGAACGCUGGACACUCCAGGGAUUAUUCGCCCGAGGUGAUGCAGAGGGCGAUCCACCACUGCGAGAAUGCCUACAAGUUCCCAGCGAUUGAUGCCACAGGAUGGGUCUGCAGGACCAAUCUCCCCUCGAACACAGCUUUCCGGGCCUUUGGGGGACCCCAGGGGAUGCUGGUAGCUGAAAACAUCAUCUGGGAUGUUGCCAAUUUCUUGGGGCUGCGGGUGGAUAAAGUCUCUGAGAUGAAUUUGUACAAGGAGAACGAU